Messenger RNA from Colletotrichum graminicola M1.001, 1077 nucleotides. RefSeq names its product zinc-binding dehydrogenase. The coding region runs from base 1 to 1077 and encodes 358 amino acids. The transcript has 3 exons. Gene Ontology annotation, molecular function: oxidoreductase activity; zinc ion binding. The record is from RefSeq and is a predicted model, not a curated record. NCBI's taxonomy places the organism in Eukaryota, Fungi, Ascomycota, Sordariomycetes, Glomerellales, Glomerellaceae.
AUGGACACGCACAAGGCCGCAGUUUUGACAUCACCCCAGAGAACGGACGAAAUCCCCACGUUCUCAGUGCGCGACGAACCGCGUCCUGUUCCGGGCGCCAACGAAGUCCUCGUACGCCUUUCCGCUACAGGGCUUUGCGGAUCCGACUUGGGAAUGGCGAUGGGCCAUUUCGGGCCGGUUGGAAAUAUCCUUGGACACGAGGGCGUUGGCCGCAUCGCAGCAUUGGGUUCCAACGUCGCCGCUCUCGAUCAAUCGGUCCAGGUUGGACAGCGAGUCGGGGUGGCUUGGACUCGCGAUAUCUGCAGCACAUGCGAGACCUGCGUCGAUCUCGUCAACGAGGGCGAAACACGAUGUGAAAAAUCACUCCACUCUGGCAAAGCUUACGACGGGACAUUCGCCCAGUACACACUCGUUCCUCUCCGUUACUUAGCCCGGCUUCCGUCGCAGUUUGAUGGGUUGCCCGACGAAGAGAUUGCUCCGAUCUUGUGUGGUGGCGUAACCGCAUACAAGGCCAUCAAGGGGUGCAACGUCACCCCAGGUCAAUGGUUUGCUGUCUCAGGAGCGGGUGGCGGUGUCGGAUCCCUGGCGGUAGCUUACGCCCACGCCAUGGGCUAUCGUGUGAUUGCUGUUGACGCCGGCCCUGAAAAGGGCGAGAUUUGCAAAGCCCAGGGAGCUGAACAUUACAUCGAUGUCGCUACAUCAGGCACUUUGGGUGAGAAAAUAAGGCAAGCGACGGGAGGAUAUGGUGCAAAGGCGGUGGUUGUCACGGCUACGGCAACAGCCGCAUAUCAGGAGGCAUACGAAUUACUGGCUCCCUUUGGUACGCUGAUGUGCGUGGGUAUCCUGUCAGCUGAGGCUAGGGUCACAUUCAACCCUCUCUGGCUCAUCGCCAAGGGAUGGAAGAUACUGAGCUCAUCUGUUGGGACCCGAGCGGAUGUACUUGAGGCGUUGGAGUUCGUGAGGCGCCGUGCUGUAGUACCAAAAGUGCAAGUGGGAAGGCUUGAAGACAUUCAGGACCUGGUUCAGGCCAUGUACGCAGGUCAGCUUAAAGGUAAGUGGGUUCUAAAGCUGGAUUAG